AUGGCUGGUUCUAGAGUGAGGGAGUUUUUGAGGAUGAACCCUCGGGAGUUUUUUGGCUCUAAGGUGGAAGAGGAUCCUAAUGGGUUUAUAGAUGAGGUUUAUAAGGUACUUGCCAUCAUGGGGGUUACUUCGGUAGAAAAAGUGGAACUAGCCGCGUACCAAUUGAAAGAUGUUGCUCAAAUAUGGUAUGAACAAUGGAAAUAUGCUAGGCCAGUAGAAACAGGCCUAAUAGUGUGGGAAGUGUUAAAACUAGUAUUUCUUGAUAGGUUCUUUCCCCGGAAGUUGAGGGAGGCUAAGGUAGAGGAGUUUAUCAACCUUAAGCAAAGUAGCAUGAGUGAUAAGGAGUAUGCCUUCAAAUUUUCUCUAUUUUCUAUGUAUGCUCCAUAUAUGGAAGCAAAUCUGAGGGAUAUGAUGAGUAGGUUUUUGACGGGUGUGUCCGAAUUGGUUGAAGAAGAAUGUCGUACGGAAAUGCUUGGUAUGGCUAAUACAAGGGCAAAUGCUAGGAGAGAUGAGGAAGGCAAUAUGGAUCAAAAGGUUCCUCACCAAGUUCCACACCAAGCACCUCGUCAAGCUCUAAUUGACCCUAUGGGGGAGAAUGUGACUCAUGUGGAAUUUAGGUCUACUAUGAAAUUGUUGGCUCAAGCCUUGGCGAUGCAAGCAAAUAGAGAGGUUGUAGCUCUAGCGAACCCAAUAAGGGAGAUAACUGCUUCUAGAAUGAGGGAGCUUUUUAGGAUGAACCCUCAGGAGUUUUAUGGCUCUAAAAUGGGAGAGGAUCCUAAUAGGUUUAUAGAUUAG
This is a messenger RNA of Solanum verrucosum, 795 nucleotides long. RefSeq lists its product as uncharacterized. The coding region runs from base 1 to 795 and encodes 264 amino acids. The record is from RefSeq and is a predicted model, not a curated record. The transcript is spliced from 2 exons. NCBI's taxonomy places the organism in Eukaryota, Viridiplantae, Streptophyta, Magnoliopsida, Solanales, Solanaceae.